Molecule: messenger RNA, 1656 nt
Organism: Cyphellophora europaea CBS 101466
Lineage: Eukaryota; Fungi; Ascomycota; Eurotiomycetes; Chaetothyriales; Cyphellophoraceae
Exons: 1
Coding region: 1-1656 (551 amino acids)
Cellular component (GO): nucleus
Molecular function (GO): zinc ion binding; protein binding; histone methyltransferase activity
Source: RefSeq, a predicted model, not a curated record
AUGAAGGAUCCGAAGGUCUCCAGUCAUUCAGAAAAUGCGCCAAACCCUCUCGAGGAUCUCGAGGAUGGCAACAGCGACAGCAACUCUGUGGAAUCUAUCUCCGAUGAUGACGGUCCACACAUUCUGGAAAAAUUUGUCAAACCCAUUCCGAAGGCUUUAGCAACCCGGCCUCCCCAAGCCCAGGCCCCCCCGACUCCAGAGCAGACAACCAAUUCCAAUAUUUCCGUGCCAAUCCGACCUAGUCCUUCUUCCGCCAAGACUCAUGCGCCAGCUGUGCCUCCUCCAAGUUCCUCGCAAAGCUUCUCGCUACUCGUACCCCUCUCGCAGACAAAAUCAGCAUCGGAGCACAAGGCUCGCAAGCGGGCCCUGUUGGAAGAGUUGAAGAAGAGCACCAAUGUUGCCAAAACUCGCUUGCCCGAAGUCGAGAAAUAUUUCGGCCAGACAGGCUUCUCCAAAACCUUCGCGGUUGAUGAACAAGAGCGCGAACGUCUGCUGCGGCUCGCACCCAUCAAGAAGAAGAAGUUUGAUCCUAGCAAGCUUGUGCUUGAUCGAGGCAAUUUCAGCAACCUGCGCAUUUCCGACGAGGAAAAGAAUGAGCGCCCUCAGCACCCCAAAGAAAUGCUCAAAAUCAUCUACGAGAAGCGUUUCGCUGAACACACCGGUACGCCUCUCAGAUUCCGCAACGACAUUAAUGAUGUUCGCAUCGAUGGAAAAUUCCAGUUCAUGAGUGCCUAUGUGAUCCGUGACGGUGUACGUCAGGCUCCACUCACCACUAAUCGUGGCUGCAGCUGCACUGACACCUGCAACCCGGAUAAAUGCGAAUGUCUCAUAAGGAGGAUCCAGGUCCUCGAUGAAAACCAUAACAUCAUAGAGACCAAGACAAUCAGCACUUACAUUGCUCAUCCCUCCGAUCCCUCCAUCACGGUCUUGCACCCUGACUACAUAGCGAACGAGCUCAAUCCCACUGUUCAACACUUCGAAAUCACUGAAUGCAACGAGGUGUGCAGCUGCGGCCCUCACUGCCCUAAUCGUGUCGUUGGCCGUGAGCGAACUUUGCCUUUGGAGAUAUACAUGACGGAGCGCUGCGGUUUUGGCGUACGUUGCCCAACUAAGAACAUCCUGAAGGGGCAAUUUAUCGAUGUGUAUCUGGGUGAGGUCAUCACCGAAGCUGAAGUCCGGAAGCGCGAGUUCAUCAAGCACCCAGAGGCCCCAAGCUAUGUGUACAGCCUGGAUUGGUUCACCAACACCAACUGUUACCACGUUGACGGCGAGUAUUUUGGCAGUGCGAUGCGAUUCGUCAACCACUCAUGCUCGCCUAAUGCCCGCAGCUUCCAGGUUCAGACUCAUCGGGGGGACAAACACGUCUACCACCUCGCAUUAUUUGCCAUCCGCGACAUUCCGGCUGGAGAGCAGAUCACCAUUGAUUAUUGCCCCCAAGAGGCGUUGGCUGAGGAUGUCACAAUUAGUGGCUCUCAAGAGGAUGGCGACGGCGAGGGUAAAGGGAAAGGCAAGGCUAAGAGCGUGGAGUUGCCCGGACCCGUUGUUGAGGAAGAGGAAGGCCGUUCGCGCUGUCACUGUGGUUCCAGCAACUGUCGAACCUGGCUCUGGCGAGGACCAGGAAGGAAGAGAAGAAAGAGAACGGUUAAGACCAGCUGA